Messenger RNA from Ilex paraguariensis (yerba mate), 872 nucleotides. The record is from the annotation of a GenBank genome assembly. NCBI's taxonomy places the organism in Eukaryota, Viridiplantae, Streptophyta, Magnoliopsida, Aquifoliales, Aquifoliaceae.
CAACAGCAAUGGCUGUUCUCAACGUCUGCUUGUGUUCCAAUCUCCCUCCAAAUCCCAAACCCAUUCUCUCCACAACCCAAGUUUCCUCUUUGCCCUCCCUACCCACCCACCGUAUCCCCCAGGGUCUGAACCAGCCUCAGGCCUCAAAUAAUCUUGUAUUCUCUUUGGGUGAAUCGAUCUCCAGAGCAAGCUUUCUCGCUCUUCUCUCUGCUUCACUCGUCUUCGCUGCCGAUCCUGCACUCGCGUUCAAGGGUGGAGGUCCGUAUGGCUCUGAAGUGACGAGAGGCCAAGAUCUCAGUGGGAAGGAUUUUAGUGGCAAAAGUUUGAUCAAGCAAGACUUCAAAACGUCAAUACUGAGGCAAGCCAAUUUUAAGGGUGCCAAGUUACUCGGAGCUAGCUUCUUUGAUUCUGAUUUAACAGGGGCUGAUCUUUCUGAUGCUGAUCUUAGAGGUGCAGAUUUUUCCUUGGCAAAUGUGACAAAGGCAAAUUUAAGCAAUGCUAAUUUGGAAGGAGCACUUGCCACAGGCAACACAUCUUUCAAGGGGUCAGUUAUAACAGGUGCAGACUUCACAGAUGUGCCGCUGAGAGAUGAUCAACGUGAAUAUCUGUGCAAAGUUGCUGAUGGGUAACCUUUACUCCAGUAAUUUAUUUGCCUUCUAAUAAGUGCUCCAUUAUUCUAAUGCCCAAAUUGUGUUAUCAGGCUGAAUCCAGUGACAGGCAAUGCAACACGAGACACGUUACUUUGCAACUAGGUAUGCUAUUAUGAAAAAUUUGACGUGCUUUAGUACAAGAGCAGAGUUUUGUAUGAGUGUGAAGUUAUUUGUUGCAAGUACAGUGUGACAUGCAAUUCAUACUAAAAGAGUUCUUUUUUU